GUCGUAGUUGUAGCAAAUACUAGAACUCGUAGAAAUACUAUAGUAUUUACAAUAAUUGUACGUUAAAAAUAUGUGAUAAUCAAAAGAAAUAGAGGAUAAUAAAUUAUGAAUAACGGUUUAAGAACUUAGUUUUUGAAAAUAGUUUCAAAAAAUCACAGUGGGCAUGGCAGGUAUCGGCGUGCUGGGCGGCGCGAGCGGCGUGCUCGCGGCGGAGGUGUGCGCGCCGCUGCUGCUGCUCUGCUGGCUGUGCUGCUGGCCCGACGACGAUAGAUCCGAUUCUAGCUCAGAAAUGCAUCCUCAAAAGCCUGUUAUUUCUAAUGAAUCGAGUUCACGACAUCGACAUCGUUCCAAUGAAUUAUUUGGUCGACGCGGUUUCGCCAGCAGCGCCGUAUCUCUACACCUACCGAGCACUUCUGGUCAAACGAAACAGCCAUUAUCAGCUCACAGGAGUCAUGAGGAAAUAAGAGGUCGUCGCAAAUCACAUUUUGAUCCAAACGAGCAAGAGACACGGUACCACUCAGCCCCAAGUGUCAUAGAUGAGGUACUGCAUAGAAGGGACUGGGAGCGUUCUACCAAGGACCUUUACAUACCACUUAAAUCAGACAAUGAGUUUUCAAACACUAGCGAUGUCUCUGAUAAAUCAGAAAAAGACGAUUCCGUUCUAGGGAAAUCAGAUGAACAAAUUAUAAAUAAACCCUGCAAGAAACAUCAUAAAAAUAUCAAAUCUUCCCGAAAAACAAAUCUCAACAAAGAAUCAUUGAAUGAUGAUGUGAAAGACCAAGAUGUGACUGAAACCAUUACUAACUUUUAUAUCGGCGAAUCAAGCAACACCACAAGCCCCGAAUAUACAAACGAAGUCAAAGCUGAUGAUAAUACUAAAACAGUAUACAAGCCAAAGGAAGCAAAACAAAGUCUCAAUGAAUCGAUAAGGACCAAGGACCGGCAGAGGCCUCUUGUUCCUCUCACAGAAUAUCAAGUUACUGGUUUCGAUGCUCUUGAUGGUAUGGAGUUGGAUAGAUCUGGCGCUGUGCAUCACUCAGUGGAAUCUCGCUCAAGUCUUUAUAACACUCAUUCAAUACCAGCACCACCACCUUCUGUAGAAGCUGUAGGCUAUGAAUGGGAAGCCUCCUAUCUUGAAGAGACCGGAACAGCAGGCGUGUGGCGCGCUCCCGCUCCGGUGCCUCCACCGGUACUAGCUCCAGUAGGCUGGUCAAGAGCCAGGCAUGCCAGUGCUGGCGAUGUUCUGGCGCCUGUCGUUCGUCCUCAGUCCGGAGCGCUUUCUGAAAGUGACCUGGAUUUCGAGCUAGAAGGUUGCGACGAACCGCCACCAGCGUAUGACGAGGUACAACUCCUGGCAUCUCUUGAUAAGAAAGAAACUGCUAUCUAA
This is a messenger RNA of Maniola jurtina (meadow brown), 1387 nucleotides long. RefSeq lists its product as uncharacterized. NCBI's taxonomy places the organism in Eukaryota, Metazoa, Arthropoda, Insecta, Lepidoptera, Nymphalidae. The record is from RefSeq and is a predicted model, not a curated record. Bases 164 to 1387 code for a protein of 407 amino acids. The transcript has 7 exons.